AUGUCAUCCUUCUUAAUUCCAUCCCGUCCGAGAUCGCCUUCAAGCGAUGUCAGCAAUGACGAAUUUUUAGUCUUGGAUGAGCAGGGUGGCUUAGUCAUUGUUGGUAUUGAUUUUGGCACGACCUUUUCUGGCGUUGCUUGGGCCACGACAGACGAGCUUCAGAAAGAUCCCAAUGACAUCAACUUAAUUAUGAACUGGCCCGGCACAGGCCGCGAAGAAAGCAAGUGCCCGACAGAGCUUAGCUACGGCGACGACGGUAAAAUCCAUUGGGGCUUUGAUGUCCCGCCUAAUGCAAGCUCGGUAUCAUGGUUCAAGCUUCUACUUCUCCGCGAAGAAGAUAUGAAUGACAACAUGGAUGUAUCUGAAUACCUCGUUAGCGCCCGCGAGUUCCUCUCGCGCACCAACAAAACUGCUAUUGACGCCUAUAAGAUCGACCAAGUCGAUCCUAUCAGUAUGAAGGAAGCGGUCGAGGGAAAGGGUAAGCUUUUGCCUUUUAAGGUCAACAUAUUCAGCAGGCUAACAUCACUAGGCGCUCUCUGCGGUGGUAUUUUUAUCGACCAGGCUUUUAUCGAGCUGUGCAAAGCCCGUCUGGGUAGCAGUUGGAGCUCUUUAAACAAAUCGUCUCUCAGAUACAUCGUUCGAGAUGACUGGGAAUGUGGCAUCAAGCCACAAUUCAGGAUGAGCGGCCUUGAAAAGGACUUUACGGUUCGGUUUCCAUCCGAGAUAAGCGUCGGAGUCGACACAGGCAAGGCAUUUAACAGAAUCAAAGCGGGGAGGAUAUUUUUCCAUGGCCGUGAAAUCCAACCAGCUUUUGACAACCAGUUCCGUUGUAUUAUGGAAUUGCUCGACGACCAAUAUGAGGCGGUCAGGAGAUCAGAUCCUGCGGCAAGGAUCAGCAUUAUUCUCGUUGGCGGCCUUGGGUCUAGCCCAUACCUGUACGACUAUGUCAAGUUGCACUACAAGGCCAAAAGGGUUGAGAUCUUGCAGGCCGCUGGUAACAAACCUCGGAGCGCCAUCUGUCGAGGUGCCGUGCUCAAGGGCUUCCUCCAGGAUUCACGCCCGGACCAAGAUAAUUCGCCCGUCAAGGUCACCUCUACCAUUUCACGAUCAAGCAUCGGUAUGGAGAUCUUCCGGCCGUUUGACGAAAAUAAACAUCUCGAGGAAGACAAGUUCUGGUGCGACAAAGAGCUUCGCUACAACGCAACAAACCUAAUGGAUUGGUUCCUGCAUAAGGGGUCGAGCGUUCCAGACUGCGCGGCGGUACGGGCAGCUUUCUAUCGUGUGCAUGAUUUUGGGACAACCGUCCCACUUACCAUGAAACUUUUAUUGUAUGAUUGCGAAGAACCGGUGGCACCAAUGCGUAAGACCGACGCCGUCAAGUCCAUGUGCACUAUAACCUUCGAUUCCAAGAUAGAAAAAGACGAAUACUCUCAGCACACAAACAGACUGGGCAAGAAGUACAAACAGCUGGAUUUCGAGGUUGAGAUGGUGCCGCAAGGGGCCUCGGUCGAGUUUGGUGUCUACAUCGGCGGACGAAAGCUGGGUGCCAGAAGCGUCAACGUUCGCUUCCAGUGA
Messenger RNA from Pyricularia oryzae 70-15, 1575 nucleotides. RefSeq lists its product as uncharacterized. The transcript has 7 exons. NCBI's taxonomy places the organism in Eukaryota, Fungi, Ascomycota, Sordariomycetes, Magnaporthales, Pyriculariaceae. The record is from RefSeq and is a predicted model, not a curated record. Bases 1 to 1575 code for a protein of 524 amino acids.